AUUUCGUUCCCUUCUUGUAAGGAACUGAUACAAUGAGGAUGGGCUGUGGUAGAAGCAAGAAAAUUGUGAGUGAACCAACGUCAGAUUGUAUCGUAAAUCCAACUUUGCUACCCGAAGGGUCACGUGAAACUCGCUGGAGUGAACACAGGAAUAAUGUAAAACGGAAACUUACAGAGAAGGGAGUUCGAGGCGGGAAAUUUAGAGCCAGAUUCGAUGUACGAGUUACUGAAAAAUAUGAAAUCAUGGCGCUGAUUGGAAAAGGCGCCUUCAGUAGAGUUGUUCGAGUGCAACACAAGGUCACCAAACAACCUUAUGCCAUCAAGAUGAUGAAGGUUAGAGAAGGGAAAAAAGCUUUUGAAUCUGAACUUGCUGUCUUGAGAAAGGUUCAUCAUGCCUAUGUGGUGCGUCUUUAUGAAGUGUUUGAGUGUAGUAAUAAAGUUUACCUAGUAAUGGAGUUGGCAACUGGAGGCGAACUGUUCGAUCGAAUAGUCAGCCGAGGAUGUUUUACUGAGCAGGACGGGACGUAUGUCCUGUACAUGGUUCUAGAGGGAGUCCGAUACCUUCAUUCUUUAGGUAUUACACAUCGGGAUCUUAAACCAGAGAAUUUGCUCUAUUAUCACCCUGGGAAUGACUCUAAGAUCAUGAUAACUGAUUUUGGGUUGUCGAAGUUGAGGAAAAAUCCAGACGACAGUACUAUGGAUACGACGUGCGGUACACCAGACUAUAUUGCACCUGAAAUUUUGAUGAGGAGAUCUUAUACGAACGCUGUCGAUAUGUGGUCUAUUGGAGUGAUCUCAUAUGUUUUACUUUGCGGUGCUCUGCCCUUUGCCGACGAUAAUAAUACGCGCCUCUAUAGGGCAAUUGUGGAGGCGAAAUACAGCUACAAGUGUGAGCCAUGGAGUGAUGUGUCUGACAUGGCAAAAGAAUUCAUCGAUAAGCUAUUAGUUGUAGAACCAGAAAAAAGAAUGACUUCAGAGGAAGCACUUCAACACCCAUGGAUAAAAUCAUUUGCAGCUUCCUCAAGCUUUAAAAAUCUCCAUGGCUCUAUUAGUUCAAACUGGCUGAAGUCAUCAUCGAGGCUCAAUAGUGCAAACUCAAAUCAGUCAAAGAGAUCUAGCAGGUCUACAAGAUCAGGGAAGUCAGUUCUUUCAAGGCACCACAAAACAAUACCAUCACAGACGUCAACAAUACAACAUCAUGCCGAGAAGAGAAUGAAGUCAUCAAAAGAAGCUAGUAGGUCAACAAGGAACUCAAACGUAAAGUUAACAAAACAGCUAGUAGAAAAACUUCAAUCUGUUGCUCAAGAAGCUAACGCAGAGCUUCCAUUGAAAGUAGAGAGCACUGAAAAGCAGCCAAGUACUAGACCUGUUGGACAAAAUGUCAAUUGCCAAAUGUCAACAUCAAGCCAUAUGAAACUCAAAGAUCCUACAGAAAAGGAUGACUUUGUGUUGCAAACUAUUGAUGAGCCAAUGCCUGAAGCUGAAGAAGCAAAGUACUUGACAGCAUUUCCACCACUAUCACAAAUGAAUUAUAGAAGAAAUAUCAUCCAAAAUUCAUUUCAGUUUGCCGAAAUAAGAAAUUCAAGAUUGAGUAAUUUCUCAGAAGUUGAUGAGGAUGUGUUGAACGGAGGGGGCAGAUCUGAUGCAAUUAGUGGCACAAUGUUUCCAGCGUUCCAUCCACCAAGGCAAACAAAUAACUUCCUUGAUGGUCCUGUGACACCUAGGCCUUUUGCUAUGGACAUAGAUUACUCAAAUGAAGCUAAUCAUGGAUCUUUGAAUUCCAUGCCUGCUGCCAAUUUAACCGUUCCUACAAGGCCUAGGACGAUUAUGUCACCACGUGCUAAAAGAAAUAAAGUCUCCUGCAGUUUUACAGAUUCUAGUACUACUUGAGUAAGGGAUGAGGUAAGUGCUAACUUCAUUAUAACAUCGCUGAUGAAAAUGAAUCUACUCAAUAGGCCACGUUUGAGAUAUUAAAAUUCCAGCAUGAUGCCGAGGCUGAGGCCGGCAUUUCCAGAAUAAAAUGUUACAAAUUGCAUCACACCUCAAAAAUGUAUCAGUAGAUGUAGUGUUAUAGAUUCAGUUACUGCUUUUUACAUUAAAGUGCACAUUGUUUUCCUCUUUCUUUGAGGCAUGACAACAGUAUGUUCCUAACGUCUGAACAGCAGGUAUUCGCAGGUAAUUUUUGACCUUUCUAGGGGCAACUGUUUAAUUUUUGGCGAUUCGACUUCACAUUCCUGAAGUCUCUUCCAUACAUUCCUGAGCUAAAUAGCGGCUAAUUAGCUUGCUUUGAACAUAGUUAAUUUAUUAUCUAUGCUUUGAAGUAACAUUCAAAUUAGACUGUUACUUUGAAGCCAAUUAGCCACUUAACAUCAGAAAUGUAUGUGCAGAAACACACUAAUGCUUUGGCGCAAAGAAAGAAAAAGUGCAUGGUGCACACUCUAAUGCAAAUAGCAGUAUAAUAUCGUUCAGUAGUGAACUGUGCCUUUUUUCUCUUGCCUUAAGGUAGGAAUGUAGUAUUUGGUACUUUUUUUUAAUUCCUACAGAUAGAUGUAUUUGGGGAUCCAUAUGUACGCUUAAUACUGUACAUGAAGUACCAUAUUGCUAAACCUCGCUAUCGAGUCUGAAUUUUAAGCCUUGAAUGUGGCCUAUUAAGAGAUUUCCAACCUCCAAUCAAAUACUUUGUAGUGCAAAUUAUUAAAUCCAUUUUUUCUAAUUCUAUUUUAUUCCCAUAAACUGUAUAUAAGUAUUAUAAAUCAUAUGUCAUUCACAUAUCAUAAAGUUGACUUGCAGUACUAUGCAAGUUUCUUCAAAAACAAACUAUAUUUACUCAUUUUUCUAAUAAUAGGAACUAGCUAUUUUUUCAUGUGGGAAAGGGGCCAGCUAGUAGUUUAUAAUGGAGCAAUUAUUUAGUGGUCUACAUGUGAGAAAAAACUCCAAUUUUUUACUUAAAUAUGGCUCAGCUUAAUAUUCAAAUACACCAGUUUCCCAUUCGAUGCAUACCACUGUCUUUGAAGACCACAGACUCAUCUGCACAGGUUUAGCCUUGUUUAUAAGUCAGCUAUUCACAGAUACCAUUAAAAAUCUGAAGGAUUUUAAAACCUUGGUAUUGUUCAAGCUGCACAUUAUUAGUAUCACAGUUGACUUUUGCAAAUGAUCUCUUAAAGGCCUGUUUACACUAGCAAAUUUUGCAUUGCAAUUACAGCACCUCCGUGUUUACGAAACAGUGCAAAAUUGUUUCUGUGAAAAAUCAGCGUGAUAAUUUCAACCAUGUUCGAAAUCGCUGUGAUCAUUGCGCGAGAAUCGCCGCCAGAAUCGCAGGCCGUUUACACAGGUGAAUUUAGCGUGCAACUUGGUCGUGCAAAAUUUGCUAGUGUAAACAGGCCUUAAGAAAGGCUAAGCCUGUGUAAUAUGAAUCUUGAAUCAAAAUUGGUGUGCAGCAUGUGCAAGUGAAGUCAUUGAUUUGUCACAAACUUGACACCUCAAGACAAGAAACCUUGAUUGCAUGACCACUUUGAGCAAGCAUUGAUGAGCAUCCAUAAGGUUUUUGUGUAGAUAGCUCCAAUAUAUGAGAAAAAACAAAAUCGAUGUGCAGCACAUGCAAGUGAAAAUUGCUGUAACCUACAAUUUCUAAUUACACUUUUUGAAAUACUAGUUGCUCGCUUAUACACUUAAAUAGCCCUAUCGUGGUGAAUAAAUGGCUAGCGUCCUAUUCCCAUAUGUAUUACCUUUUUUAUGUACUUAUCUUCUUAAAGGAGAGAUAUAAACUUCCUGUUAGUUUAUGAAUAUCUGUAAUAGAUGAUAGCUACUAGAUGUAGCUUGCAUAAUUUGUAAAAUUGCUAUUUGUUUAUUAUUAUUAUACAAGUUUAAACAAUUCAACAAAAAGUCUGAAACAGGCUGUAUUUUAACUAUACUUUUUAAGACAAUUAUUCUAUAUUACAUAUGUACUCUUUUCACCAUUCAUUCAAAUAGAGAUAAAAGGAAUCCUUGAAAAAUGCCUAUACCACCUAAUUCAAUAUUUUCAGUAUUGAUUCUACAUAAAGUGAAAGUAAGUAAAUUGUAAAAUAUUUUCAUAUGAUUUGAGUGAUGCAUUUUGGAGAUAUCGAGGUUUAUACUUCCAAUAUGUUAAUGAGUGUGAUGUCAUAGGAGGCAUUUGAGUUUGUCAUCAUUUGUAAAUUCAAACAAUGAUCAUUAGAGUGCAUGCAGUAAAACCAUGAAAUAAAAACAAAGUUGAUACUGAGAAAUAGUAGCUAUUUAGUGACGAAUAGUUGCUAGCACUCAACUGAACAUUUAGGCCCCAUCCACACAUAUCCGGAAAUUUUUGUAUCCGUAAUUUUUUUUACGGAUACACAAAUUUAACGAAAACAGAUACGUGUGGACUAUGAAAACGAUUCGAAUACACUGCGUGUGGACGCAAACAUUUUCGUAUCCGCAAAAAAUAAUUUGCGGAUACAAAAAUUUCCAGAUACGUGUGGACGGGGCCUAAAUUAA
Molecule: messenger RNA, 4487 nt
Organism: Actinia tenebrosa (Australian red waratah sea anemone)
Lineage: Eukaryota; Metazoa; Cnidaria; Anthozoa; Actiniaria; Actiniidae
Product: serine/threonine-protein kinase H1 homolog
Biological process (GO): protein phosphorylation
Molecular function (GO): protein kinase activity; ATP binding
Source: RefSeq, a predicted model, not a curated record